AGUCGUGCUGAAAGAGGAUGAACGCUGCAGUGGAACUUGUCGUGUUAUUUUCUGUUGUUUCCCUGGGAGCAAGUCAGGUCCCAGUUCCCAAACUACCCCCAGGACACACGUACGGGAAUGGUUCCAGUAGUGCUCCUAUUCAGUUGGAUUUCUUUAUAGAUCUGCAAUGUUCUGAUACCAAGGAGGCAUUCCCGACUUUGCUACAGGUGGCAGACUAUUAUGGUGGGAAGAGGUUGCGACUUCUUUUUCAUUUCUUUCCAUUGCCCUACCACCGCAACUCUUACGUUUUAGCACAGGGGGCAGAGCUCAUCGCUGCCAAGAACAAUGAAGCCGUGGCGUUGGCAUAUAUGAACGCAGUCUUCAGAGUACAGGAUAGGUUUCUGAACAAACCAACUGAGAACAAAUCUGCCAUUGCUAUUAUCAGUGAUGUGGCAGCUGUAGCAAGGACAGUGGGUGUAAACCCGAGCCAGUUUAUAAAUGAAUUGGCCAACUACGACAGUCCAUUGAGAACCCAGUGGAAAUAUGGAUGCACAAGAGGAGUAGCCCAGACACCUGACUUCUUCAUAAAUGGAAUACAAAUCGUUCAGGCCACGCCAUCUUGGUCGCUUAAGGACUGGAAGAAAAUUAUAGAUCCGCUAUUGACCAUUUUAGAUUAGUUUUGUAUAUAGAGGCCAAAUUUUGCUUUACAGAAUCGUUAAUUGCUUUGCAAAGUCGA
Molecule: messenger RNA, 715 nt
Organism: Lingula anatina
Lineage: Eukaryota; Metazoa; Brachiopoda; Lingulata; Lingulida; Lingulidae
Source: RefSeq, a predicted model, not a curated record